AUGGUUCGUCUUAAAAAUGUAGGCACAGACACGUUUAAUAAGAACACUAAACCUCCAGUCACGAGGAAGAGGAAAUUGACCGCAAGUAACAAUGAAAAUGUAGAUCCAAAUUCAGAACCGGUGAAAAAUCAAAAUGAAAACAAAGGUUCAGCUGCGAAACUCACUGCUAAAGCAAAUAUUCAACCUAAGAGAAGCAGAAAGAAAACGAAGGACGUGAACACUGAACCAAAUGCAGCAACGAGAAUUAGCGAUAAGUGUAAUAACAACACUAAACCUCCAGUCACGAGGAAGAGGAAAUUGACCUCAAGUAACAAUCCAAACUCAGAACCGGUCAAAAAUCAAUCUGAAAACAAAGGAGAUGCUGCGAAAGUCACUGCUAAAGCAAAUAUUCAACCUAAGAGAAGCAGAAAGAAAACGAAGGGUGUUAACAAUGAACCAAAUGCAGCAACGAGAAUGAGUGGAGCAUGUAUACCACUCAAAUAUAUUUUUAGAAAACUAAUUGAUGAUGUUGAAGGCAUAUCUAAACGAACUACCAUCCCGACGAAGGAAAAGCCUAAACGUAAGAAUGGAAAACCAGUCGGGCCAACACUUUCUACACAAGACGAUGAAGGGGAUUACGAACACAUUUUCCAAUGCAGUAGUCCUGAUAGCACAGACACAGAAGAUGGUGAUAAUGAUAAAUACCAACCUUCUCCAUCACAUCUGCAACAAACGCAUAUCUCCGAACAAGAACCUCCUUCGACCGUACACAUAGUUCCAACACUUCCUGAGAGUGUGAUUACUCAAGAAACUGUUCAACCUUCUCCAACUCUGAAAAAACGAAAGAGAGUGAGUAUGGCAAAAAAGAAAGAAACUGUACCCGAUAAGAUUGUAUACAAUGACGAGGGUGACAUGACUUAUUCGUGCGUGCAUUGUGGUGCUAAAUUUUGUAAGGGGAAACACGCAUCCAAGCCAGAUAAGAAGAAUAGACUCAGGAAGGACAUCAUUGAUGCGCUGACAAAGAUGCUCGACGAUGUCAACCCCUAUGUCAAGAAUUUCAGGACUGCAAGAGAAAGAUUUAACACUAAUCCUGAAGAUAGUUUUCAUAUGAGGAUAAUUAGUGAUCGUGUUACAGAUGGUAGAACUUACAAUGUUCCAACUGUGUCUGAGGUUGCUGCAAUUAUUCCCGGAGAUUUCAAUUUAGAAAUGGGUACAAGACGGGAUAUUGUUCUAGAGAAACGAUCAGCAAGCUGCGACGGAUAA
Messenger RNA from Microthlaspi erraticum, 1242 nucleotides. Lineage: Eukaryota; Viridiplantae; Streptophyta; Magnoliopsida; Brassicales; Brassicaceae. The record is from the annotation of a GenBank genome assembly.